Fusarium subglutinans is the source of this 327-nucleotide messenger RNA. Its product is annotated as transcription factor. NCBI's taxonomy places the organism in Eukaryota, Fungi, Ascomycota, Sordariomycetes, Hypocreales, Nectriaceae. The transcript has a single exon. The record is from RefSeq and is a predicted model, not a curated record. The coding region runs from base 1 to 327 and encodes 108 amino acids.
AUGCCAGAGGAUGCUGCUGUUCGAGAAGCAACCCGACUCGACUUUGGACCUCACAACUUCCCGCCCCCGAUCAAGACCGCUAUGCAAGCACCAUCACUCGACCCCCUACCUGACGACAAAGAUCUCAAUGGUGCGUUCGAUUCAUAUGGAACCAAGAGACCCGGCACCUUGGCCCCCUCUUCCUCCGAGAGUGAUGUACGCCAAAAGCGUCUCUCCUGCGAGCACGAGGCCUUUCGGAACCGUACAGCCUCACGCACAACCACCAGCAUCGUUACCUCUGCCGCAGAGCAUGCGGCAGAUACAGCGGCGGAUACAGACACAAGCUAG